Messenger RNA from Pipistrellus kuhlii (Kuhl's pipistrelle), 2948 nucleotides. It is a transcript of the gene PROKR1, whose product is annotated as prokineticin receptor 1. NCBI's taxonomy places the organism in Eukaryota, Metazoa, Chordata, Mammalia, Chiroptera, Vespertilionidae. The record is from RefSeq and is a predicted model, not a curated record. Gene Ontology annotation, cellular component: membrane. Gene Ontology annotation, biological process: neuropeptide signaling pathway. The transcript is spliced from 4 exons. Bases 266 to 1435 code for a protein of 389 amino acids. Gene Ontology annotation, molecular function: neuropeptide Y receptor activity.
CGGGGCCGGGAAAAGCGCCGGGAGAAGAGGAGGAAGGGGAGAGGGACCUGUUCUUCUCUGGGAGGAGCGGCUUUGUCCUCGGACCGGAAUAAAGAAACCGACCCGGUCCGCGGGGCGACGGGAUGCCGCAGCUUUAGGAUGGAGCUGAACCCCAAAGAUACUGGCAGGAGCACUCUGACUCAUUAAGCAGAGAGAGAAGACAGCUUCCCAGGCAUCAUCCCAGAGGAAUUCCCAACUGUGUUGCUCAAGGCAUCAUCUGGCCACCAUGGGAGUCAUGGAUGAGAAUGCCACCAACAUCUCCACCGGCUUCCCUUCUGUGCUUGACCCCCACGGAGCCCAGGCUGCUUCCUUCCCAUUUAACUUCAGCUACGGCGACUAUGAUAUGCCCUUGGAUGAAGAUGAGGAUAUAACCAAUUCUCUGACGUUUUUUGCUGCCAAGAUUGUCAUUGGCAUGGCCCUGGUGGGCAUCAUGCUGGUCUGUGGCAUUGGCAACUUCAUCUUCAUUGCUGCCCUGGCCCGCUACAAGAAGCUUCGCAACCUCACCAACCUACUCAUUGCCAACCUGGCCAUCUCUGAUUUCCUGGUGGCCAUUGUCUGCUGCCCCUUUGAGAUGGACUACUAUGUGGUGCGCCAGCUCUCCUGGGAGCAUGGCCACAUCCUAUGCGCUUCUGUCAACUACCUGCGUACUGUCUCUCUCUACGUUUCCACCAAUGCUUUGCUGGCUAUCGCCAUAGACAGGUAUCUGGUCAUCGUGCACCCGCUGAGACCCCGGAUGAAGUAUCAGACAGCCACGUGCUUGAUCGCCCUGGUGUGGGCCGUGUCCGUCCUCAUCGCCAUCCCCUCCGCCUACUUCACCACGGAAACGGUUCUCAUCGUCGUCAAGAGCCAGAAGAAGAUCUUCUGCGGCCAGAUCUGGCCGGUGGACCAGCAGAUCUACUACAAGUCCUACUUCCUCUUCAUCCUCGGCCUGGAGUUCGUGGGCCCGGUGGUCGUCAUGACGCUGUGCUACGCCAGGAUCUCGCGGGAACUCUGGUUCAAGGCCGUCCCGGGUUUCCAGACGGAGCAGAUCCGGAAGCGGCUGCGCUGCCGCCGGAAGACGGUGCUGGUGCUCAUGGGCAUCCUCACCGCCUACGUGCUGUGCUGGGCGCCCUUCUACGGCUUCACCGUGGUCCGCGACUUCUUCCCCGCCGUGUUCGUGAAGGAGAAGCACUACCUCACGGCCUUCUACGUCGUCGAGUGCAUCGCCAUGAGCAACAGCAUGAUCAACACCCUGUGUUUCGUGACGGUCAAGAACAACACCAUCAAGUACUUCAAGAGGAUCCUACUGCUCCACUGGAAGUCUUCUUCCAACGGCAGCAAGUCCAGCGCUGACCUUGAUAUCAAAACCGUGGAGGUGCCCGCCACCGAAGAGGUGGACUGCAUCAGGCUCAAAUAACCCAAGGGGCCCUGAGAAGUCCAAACGGGACUCUGGGGACACUGACCAGUGUACUUAGAUACACAUUAUCAGCACCAGAAACUCUUGGUUUGCCGCAGAGGGCAGAGGAAAUAGACGAUUAUGUGAACAUGGUGUCCAAGAACCUCAGAUUUUCUAAAACAGGUGUGAUUAGACACCAUCACCAGUGACUGACAGUCACUGAACGUCUGAUUUGUGCAAAGAGGAAGAGGCACUGGUAAACCCUGUGUAUGUUGAUGACACUGAAUGGCCCCAGAGAAGUAGGGAUUAAACCAAGAAAAAAUUUGAGCAUGGACAGCCUGGAAUAAGGAGGUUGCAGAGGGAACUGGAGUGGGCAUCUAGACAGGGGUACAUGUGUUUGUAGCGUGAGGGUCUCUGGACAACCUCAGUGACUCAUCAGACACUGAUGUAACCCAUUUCUAUGAUUGUUUUUGAGGCUUGACUUCACUUUUCACACCUGUGGGGUUGGAGUAAGAAUACAGACAUCCUCCCAGUUCUUUCUUCAGCCCUUUUCUUCUCACUCCUGGUCCUAACUCUCUCCGUGAGGAGCAUUACACGCAUGCUCAUGGAUACCUCAGUAUACAUGGCAAGUUCUAUCCAAACCCUCUUCCCCCAUAUUGCCCCAUGGCCAUGCCUCAGGCUUAGGGUCCAUAUGUAGUGAAGCUCAUGAUUAUAAGGAUGGACCCUGGGAAGAGGCUGCAGAGACCCUGGAAACUGUUUAAACGGGGAAUUAUGAGGUCUGGGUACCUGGAGCAAGUCAAGAGGGAAAAAGCUAGGCUCAGGAUGGGUAUGUCCCCUUGGAUCAAUGGCCUUCUCUCCCUCAACGGGUGGGGUCCAGACAGAGGAUCUCUGAAAGAGUGGGGGGCUCAGGGGAGGGGUUCAGGUUCUCUUGGUCUUAGGGUAAUACUGCUUCCACCUCUCAGUUAUUCUGAUUUGGACCAGUUAGACUUCUCCUUAAGUCCUUCUCAUGUCUCCAUGCUUGUGACUGUUUGAAAGGAAACACACACCUCGUGACUGUGGCUGUCAGCCAUUUUUUUCAUUCACACCAGCUUUCACCCUUAUUGGUACAAUUUAAGGGCAAGAUGUCUUUGUCCCUGGUGCCUGAAUCCCAUCAUAGACAUUAUUUCUUUGGAUUAAACCCUGAUGCUCUUUUUAAAAUGGAGGUACUUUUUGGAGGCAUAACCCAUUACAUUUCCAUUCCUUAGUGUAGGGUGCAAAUGAAGUCAUGUAAUCCAAUGACAGGUGAUGAAGCUCAGUGGUAGGGCCCUAGGGACCUAGGAAAGAAAGGGGCAUACAAGUGGUGGUGGUGUGUGUGGGUGGGGGGAGGGUCAGCUAACAAUGAGGCUCACUGAGAGCUUGUCCCACUUUCCAGUCACCUUUGUUUGGUGUUGUGAAUAUUGGAAUAUGGAGUUUUUGAACCAAAGGAUCUGAUCCAGCCUUGGCUUUGUCACCUCUGUGACCCUGGUAAAGCCUCUUGGAGGGAAUGAAGAUCACU